Cinara cedri is the source of this 2161-nucleotide messenger RNA. The record is from the annotation of a GenBank genome assembly. NCBI's taxonomy places the organism in Eukaryota, Metazoa, Arthropoda, Insecta, Hemiptera, Aphididae.
AUUUUCCGUGCGUCGGUCGCAGAAGCAAGUCGUCGUUGCCCGGUGAUCAUGGCGUUUGAUUUUUUUCAUUACAUAGUGUUUGUCCAUUUUUACAAACGUUUGAAUAUGUGAUUAAAAAAUUACGAAUGCGUAGCACCGGUGCCGCCGGCGGGUCUUCUCGACCGCAAUGACUAUACGCUUAGCUUCGGAGAACGUGAGUUCGCGGAUAUAGGUGUCGAUCCGACACACACGUUCUCCGUCUAAGUACAGAUAAUAACUCCGUCACGUUAUGUCGAACCAACAUCGGACGUUCCAAAACAAAUAAUUUCACUGAUGGACGAUAUCCAAUCAAACAGAUGCGGAACACCGUAAUCCAAGUCACGUAUAUUUCUGGAUACUGCAAUAUUCUUGUUAUCGCGUUAUGCGUACAAAAAAGAAAAUGUUCUUACAAUCGAGUCGAAGUACGCUACCGACUGCCGUGUCACAUUAAGUAUACAGGAUUUAAUCGCGAUCCUAAAUUCGAAAAUGUUAAUUUUCGAGGCGGUCGUACGGAAAAGCGCCAUGAGUCAACCAUCAGUAUCGAAACAAUUCCGUCAGAUUGUUCGUUAUAUAAUAGAAGAAAUAACCGAAAAUGACAACGCCACCGCCAGCAGAUAUGAACACAAAUGUCCAUAAUAAAUCUUCGAGAUGAAAAAAUCGUAAUGUCCUUGCCGAAACUCGGCGUUAGUUAUGCCGGUCGAAUCAAAAUGUAUGCGACACCACAAUUGGCAGAGUGCCGGACGAUUAUGCAGAGCUCGGGUAGUCUUACGAUUAUACCAACGUCACCGAGCUGUUCCCCGACGUCGCCUGGUUGUUUGACGCCGCCGCCGACGUAUGCCGUAAGAGGAUUCGGCCACGGCGAUCCGCAACAUAUUACAACGCCACCGGUACCGAAGGGAGAGAUGGAUGAAGAAUUGGAUUCUGCAGUUUCAUAUUGGUAAGGAAGACACCUCGCUGUACAUUCAACUAUCGAGUUUCAACCACUUUUAAGUAUUAUGCUACAUUUAUACUACCUUAACAGUUGGGUUUUUUUUUUUUUUUUUUUGUAAAUGAAAAGACUAAAUGUAUGUAGGUAAAUAUUUGUUUAUUAGCACUCUGGUAGUCGAGUUGUCGAGUACAUCCUUAUUUGACUGGCAUCACUAACGCCGUGUUUCGUCAAGGAGGAUACGAUUUGUUCGUCUUGAGGACUUUUCAUAGACAUUAUUAUUCUAUUCGUAUCUGCUGGUAGCUAUGUUGUCAUUCUGGUAAUUUUUUCUACUAUAUAAUGAACAAUCUGAUUGAAUUGUUUCAAUAAUGAAGGUUGACUGAUAGCGGUUUUCCGUGCCGCUGUCUCGAAAAUUAACGGUUUCGAAUUUUGGAACUCGAUUAAAUCGUGUUUACCUAAUGUGGUACGGCAGCCUGUAGCGGACUUCGAUUCGAUUAUAAGAACAUUUUUGUUUUUGAACGCAUAACCCGAUAACUCGAAUAUUGCGGUCUCCAGAAAUGUAUGUGCCUUGUAUUGUGGUGUUUCGUGUCUGUUUGAUUGGAUUUCGAUCAUCAGUGAAACAAUUUGUUUUGGAGCGUCUGAUGAUGGUUUGACGUAACGUGAUGGAGUUAUUAUCUGUACUUUGAAGGAGAACGUGUCUGUCGGGUUGACACCUAUAUCCGCGAACUAACGUUCUGUGAAGCUAAGCGUGUAGCUAUUGCAGUCGAUAAGACCCGCCGGUGGCACCGGUGCUACGUAUUCGUAAUUUUUAAAUGACAGUUGAUGUCGUAAUAGGUUGGAAGGAGUGGUGAAGAGGUCUGUUGUCGCCGACGAUUGUAUUUCGUAUUAUGCGGGAAGGAGCAGACAGGGAUUGUGACGACGGUUAUACUGCGUAUAGGUAACAAUUUGCGUAUGAGUAAUAUUAUUUUGUUAAAUAAUAAUAAUAGAUGNAUGUGUGUAUAUAAUGUAUAUAAUGUAUCACAGACGGGGAACCUUGGGUGGAACUCUCUAUUUUAUACUACUUAGCAUAACGAUAUUACAAUAUUAUUACCAACACCGUAAACCUGUACGUCAAUAACUAUAUUUUGUAUCAUGUUUUUUAUUUUACGCUCCUCCACAGAUCUAUUACUGUAUUUGUUGAUUUGUUGAAUAUACAAAAUAUACAUAAUUGCUAUUAAC